Didymodactylos carnosus is the source of this 348-nucleotide messenger RNA. The record is from the annotation of a GenBank genome assembly. Lineage: Eukaryota; Metazoa; Rotifera; Eurotatoria; Philodinida; Philodinidae.
AUGACUUACGAAGACAGUCCGAACCCGAACACUAUUGAUAUUAGAAUGGUUGAAAAUAUCAGUGUAUGGCACAAUUCAGGAUUCGACACUGCAUAUCCUAUGGAAUUGCACGGUGUAAUCAAUUCAUAUGAUUUUCAACAAUCUAUAACAAAUAUAAAUCGUUCAUUUCCAAAAUCGUUAUCCUUCCGACUUGGAAUUGCUGCUAUUUGCUUACUGGUUGCACUGAUAAAAAUUGAUAUUGAUACAACAAAUCAGAAUUCACUACCACCAUCGUACCCCAGUGUUUACCCUUCACCAACUGUACAAGAAAUACAAUGGGAACAACAACUACUGGCUUCUAAAACAUGA